AUGGAUACUGAUUCAUUAGGAGAUACUGUUCUUUACAGGGCAGCUCAUUAUGGAUCACUUGAUGUCAUGAAGUACUUGAUCAAUCAUCAUCACUGUGAUCCAAUGGCUACUAACAAUGAGGGUGAGACUGUUUUUCAGCACGCAGCUAAAGGUUCACCAUCACCUGAUGUGAUCAUAUAUCUAAUCAAUGAGUGUAACUGUGAUCCAAUGACUGUUGACAAGAAGGGGUGGACACCACUUCACACUGCUUCUUAUUAUGGUCGUUCUGCAGUUGUUGAAUGCUUACUAUCAACUGGUAAAUGUGAUCCAUUGGCUAAAGACAAUGAGGGGAGAACACCAUUAGAGCUAGCUAAAAACAGGCAGCAGAGAGGUGGGACUAAUACACUUCCUAUCUUUAAGAAUCAGUCAUGUGGAUGA
This is a messenger RNA of Amphimedon queenslandica, 417 nucleotides long. RefSeq names its product ankyrin repeat domain-containing protein, chloroplastic-like. The coding region runs from base 1 to 417 and encodes 138 amino acids. Gene Ontology annotation, molecular function: protein binding. NCBI's taxonomy places the organism in Eukaryota, Metazoa, Porifera, Demospongiae, Haplosclerida, Niphatidae. The record is from RefSeq and is a predicted model, not a curated record. Gene Ontology annotation, cellular component: cytoplasm. The transcript is spliced from 2 exons.